AGCAAACAAGAGCAAGAAAAAAGUGCGCUUGUUCUUUUAUAUUAUAAUUCGUUUGGGAAAAUAACAAAAUAUUUUAAUUAUUUACAAAAUUUAUGGUGAAAUAGAAUAUAAUAUUAUAAUAAAAACAAAAUUUAUAUAAAUAUAAACUAAAAUAUUAAUAAAACAACAAGAAAACAUGGCCCAAAAUGCACCACCUUCACAAGAUGUACAGGAUAUACAAUUCAAAUUACACGAUAAAUUCACAAUAUUUCCCGAGUCAAAAGAAGUGAAAAGUUUGGUUAGUUUAUUGGCUGUUUCCUCUGCCAAAGGUCUACUGUUUGCCGGUAAUCCACAUAGCAAGGAGUUGAAAGUUUUUAAAUUAAGAGAUAUAGUUGAUGGCAAAACUUCUGGACAGGAAUUAAAAGCUCGUGUAGUAAAUUUACCGGGUGAACCUAAGGUUUUAGCUUGCAGUUGUGAUGGUUCUAUGCUGGCGGUUAAUUAUGUUUUAAACAAUACCGGUUUCUUACAAAUCUAUCAAGUGGAUAGUUUUUUAACUGCGACCCCAACUUCUUUGUAUAAUCUACCCGUUGCUCCCGAAAGCAAUGUUUUCGCUUUACAAAUGCUUUGGAACCCGGUAAUACCCAAUAAUAUUGCUUUGAUUUUAACCGAUGGUUCGGUGGCCAUGUUUACUUUGAAUAAUGGUCAAUAUGAUAAAGUUACUUUGGGUAAAGAGCAUCAAGUUAAAGCUGGCUGUUGGUCUCCUAAAGGUAAACAAAUUGUUUUUGGUUUUGCCGAGGGUAAACUGCAACAAUUCAAACCCAAUUUACAGCCAGCUAGAGCCAUCCCUUGUCCUCCCGGUAUACAUCCGGGACCAUUUGAUUGUAUAGCGGUGCACUGGUUGUCAACAUUUCAAUUUGCCGCUAUUUUCCUGCAACGAGGCCAGGAAAUGUGUCCCUCAUUGUUCAUAGUUAAUGCUCCUAAGGCUGGUCAGCCGUCCUAUAUCAAUUACUAUGAUAUUUGCUAUAGUGCUCCUGGACCACGCAUACAGCAAUUGUCUUUUAACCACAUAGCCCAAUGGAAUCUGUUAUUGGUUACUUCAGCCAAUGGUGUUGAGGUGGGUGUAUUGGGCACUAAAGAUGCGGGCGAUAAUCCCAAUUGGAUACAGUAUACUUUACUGGAUGAGGCUCGCAUAGAAAUGCCUUUGACCGAGUCAAAAGAUGAAACUUAUCCCUUAGGUUUUGCCUUUGAUACCGCCUCUUCUCAUCAAGUGCUUGUAGGAGAAAAGAAACUACCCGUAAUGCCCAUGAUUCAUGUCUUAUCGACUCAUGGUCAUUUGGUUUCCUAUAAUUUUUUGAAUUUGGCACCUAAUGCUGUAGAUGUUUGUUCACCACCUCCCCCGUUAAAUGAUGUAUCGGGACAGUUUGUACCUUUAAAGCAAACUAUUGCUGCUGCAGCUGCUUCUGCUCCUGCAAAUCAAACUAAGCCUCAGUUUGGAGAAAAUAAACCACCAACAUCUGGUCAAGGUUUUGGUGAUAUGACCUUUUCUACUGGUUCCAAUAUGGUCACCUCAACACCGGCUAUAAAGGACAAACCAGUACCUUUAUUUGGUACACAACCAGCAGCGGCUAAACCAACAGCAGGUUUUGGCUUCAGUACAAAUACUCCAGCAGCUUCAUCUGUAACCACAGCACCUGCAAACAAUAAACCCUCAACAGGAUUUGGUUUUGGAUCGGCAACAACUACAACAACAUCCGCAGCACAACCAUUUUCUCAACCCUUUGGUGGUGCCAUGACAACAGGAACACCUUUUGGUGGAUUUUCAGGAACAGGUUUUACUGCCAAACCUAAUGAAGCUCCCAAACAGCAGCCUACACAAACUCAAACUUCGCAAGCAGCGAAUGUAAAUAAAAAUCCAGAAGCCAACAAACCCUUGUACACAGUACCGGCCACAUUUACACCACCUAGUGUACAGCAGACACAAAAUAACAACAAAAUGGAACAGAAGACAAUACAGCCCCAAACAGCUGCUAACAAAAUGAAUUUGAAUAAUGGAGAAAUUGAUGAAGUGGUAAAACAAAUGAUAGUCAUACAAAUAGAAGCCUUUGAAAUGGAACUAAAACAUAUAGGACAACAAUCCAAACAAUUAAUGGAAAAUAUUGGUUCCCCUGAUGAAAUCAAAUCGUAUAGCAAACAAUUAAAUGAUCUACAAGAAAUUCUUGAACAGGCCAAUGAUCAUGAAUUUGAACAGGAUGUACAAAGUUUAAGACAUUCCAUGAAUGAAUCCUAUGCCAUGUUAGCUGAAUGUCGCACCAAAUUGGAUUUAUACAAUAAUCCCAACUUGAACCGUUUAUCUACUGUUUCCUCUACGGAUCCCACUAGUCGUCGUCAACUGGCUAAACUACAGUCCUAUGUCGCUUCAAAUCAAAAUCAAUUGUCUCAAUUGAAUCAGUUAAUUGAUGCACAAUGGUCUCAAUAUCAAGAUGUUGUAAGAAGAAAUUCCAAGAAUCAAAUGCAUAUUCCUUGUUUGGAUGGUAUUUAUCAGCGAAUGUCAAAGUUGAAAGAUCUAUUGGCAAGACAAAGGACAAAAAUGAAUUAUAUUAAAACUAAAUUAAAGCAAAAGGGCUUAAACUAUAAGCCGCCCAGUGAGGUGGAUGUUACUUCGGUGGCUGUGGGUGCUUUGACGAAAAAUCAAAGCACCAUGGAAUCUUUAGCCGAUUCCAUUCUAUCCAUGAGCUUAUCACAGGUGGUUUCUCAAACUCAAGCUAAAUUGUCGGAAGACAAAUUAAAUGCCAUACGAGAUUUCACCAGAAGGCAACAACAAAUUGCCAUAAUCAAACCCAAACGACCAGAUCGCAUAGGACUGAAAUCAGAAGUUAUUUUAGAAACUAAAUUGGAAACUGAGCGCAAACAAAAGGAAAUGGCUAAAAAGCAGCAGCAACAACAACAAAUGCAACAGCAGCAAUAUGUGCAACAACAACAAAUUCAACAGCAGCAAUAUGUGCAACAACAACAGCAGCAGCAACAACAGUAUGCAGCUUAUAAACAACAAACAAACAUGCAAAAAGUUGUGUCAUCCAAACCUCAAGAACAACAACAAAACUAUCAAACACAACUACAGCAGCAAUUAUUAAAACCACAAGCAACUAUAUCAACAUCACAACAACAACAACCAACACUUUUAGCCAAACCAACAGCCUCUAAACCAAACAUAGUAUCCUCACAACCACCCACAUUCAUAACGCCCACAUCAUCAACAGCUGCUACUUUAUCUUUUGGUGGCAAUAGUUCAUUUGUUAAAACAUCCAUCUCAACAUCUGCACCAAAAACUGAUGAAACCAACAAACCUUUAGCCACCUCUACAGCUUUUACCGGUUUUGGCAUGACCACCUCACAGUCAUCUUUGAGCUUUAAUCCAGCUAAACCUCUACACAAUACUGCUGCGGCCAAUGAAAGUAAAGAAAAUCAACAACCUACUAAUACGCCAAUAUCAUUUUCCGCCAAAGUAAUUGGUGGUAAUGAUGCUAAACCAUUUGCAAAUUUAGGCAAUAAAACGACAACGCAAACUAAUGCAUUGCAACAACCGCCAGCACAAGGUUUUGCAGCUUCUACUUCUAGUGGGUUUUCAGCAUUUGCCAAUACAAAAGCCACAACACAAACAAGUAAUCAAACAAAAGAUAAUACUAAAAAGCCAGAAGAAGCUCCUAAACAAUUUGGCUUUGUAACAGCUUCUUCAACAGCAACAACAUCCACUUCUUCUGCAACAUCAACAGCACCGUCUACUGCUUUUGGUGGUUUUGGAGGCUCUACUAAACCAGCUACCACUGCAGCGCCAUUUUCUACACCACUUUUUGGUUCGACUAGCUCAACUACCACUUCUACACCUUUUGCGACUUUAUCUUCAUCCUCUUCAUUUUCUUUUAAUGCCAAUGUUUCUACAACAGCAGCAACGACAGCUUCAACAAAAUCGGUAACCACUACCACCACAACUUCUGCUAUGCCCGCAGCAACUGCUGUUACAGCAAAACCUGCGGAUAUAAAAACUACUCAAACUGCUGCUGCUUCUACAGCUUCCAGUGUUACAGUAACAAGUGCCGCCACCAGUUUUAGCUUUAUAAGCCCAGCAGCUGGCAACACCACCACAGUGACUUCUACCAAAUCUACGGCAGCGCCGAACGUUACCAUAACAUCAACAGGCUUACCGGAACCUAAACCUGCUGCUACGGCUACAACAACUUCAACUAGUGCACCAACUCCUACAGCAACAGCUGAUCCUACAGAUUCUCUAUUUGGUUCGCUUAAUAUUUGCAAACCAACAGCUAAAGAAGCUGCAGGAGAUUCUAGCAAACCAGCUAAUAUAUUCUCCGUAUUUGCCGCCGCUACGUCGACUGCAUCAAGCGGAGCGUUUUCUUUUGUUUCGGCCAGUGGUGCUGGAGAUGGUGCGAAAUCAUUUUUGGGUACGACAAGUACAACCGGAACAACUGCCAGUACAGGAUUUUCAUUUGUCUCAGCUGCCAGUACUACACCGGCAACAACAGCGAAUAUUUUUGGAACAUCAGCCACUGCAGGAACAACAGCGGCAGCUACCGACACAACAACCACCACAUCAACAACAGCUACAGCUGUAACAAGCACAGCUGCUGCUUCCACUAACGCUACAACAACAUCUUCAUUUACAUUUGCUACAGCACCGGCUCCGGCCACAGCUUCUACUGCUGGUUCAUUGUUUGGCUCGCUUUCUCUGUCCUCUGCCGCCACAACUGCAGGUACUGCUACGACCACUUCGGCUCCAGCAGCUGGUAAUAUAUUCGGUGGAGGAUCUUCGGUGUUUGGACAAACAAGCACAGCUGGCACUACAAGUACCACAACAUCGAUAUUUGGAGGCGGUGCAGCAGCAGCUUCUUCAGCACCUUCUUUGUUUGGUUCUACAGCUCCUGCCACAACAACCGCCGCUACACCUGGAACAGGUUCCAUUUUUGGAGCCGCUGCAGCUGCUACAGCACCAGCGGGUGGUAGCGUCUUUGGAGGCAUACCUAAACCAGAUCAAUCCGUUUUUGGAACUGGUUUAUUUGGAGCAACUGCUGCAACAACUAAAUCUCCAGCAGCCACAGGAGGCAGUAUCUUUGGUGGUGGUUCAUCAACAGGAUUUGGUGGUUCAACAGCUGCUGGCUCCAUUUUUGGUGGUUGUGCUAGUAAUGCAGCCAGUCCUUUUGGCUCUACAGCAUCAGCAAAUACAGCUGGUUCUAUAUUUGGAGCGGCGGCGGCAGCAACUAAACCUGCCGAAGGUGGUAGUAUCUUCGGUUCACCCACACAACAAACGGCCUCUAGUGGUGGUUCACUAUUUGGAAAAAGUACUUUUGGAGCACCAGCUGCUCCACAAACAGCUGGAGGUAUUUUUGGAGGUGCCGCUGCCCAAUCGCCCACUUCGGGAGGUUUUGGCGCUUCAGGAGGUUCCAUAUUUGGAGGUUCUACUACCGCUAAUACUUCAGCAUCAGGAGGUUCAAUCUUUGGAGCAGCAGCCGCUACAACGGCACCAGCUUUUGGUGCAUCACCUGGAUUCGGCUCCUUCUCACAGCCAUCUUCGGCUCCUGCUUUUGGUUCACCCUCGGCUGGUGGUUUUGGUGCUGCAGCAACCACAGGAUUCGGUUCGCCUCAACAGCAAGGUGCUUUUGCCAAACCAGUUUUCGGUGGUCCUGCUUCAUUUGGUAGUCCUCAACCAGCUUUUGGUGCCCAACCCACAUUCGGAGGAGCUCCAACAUUUGGCAGUCCCAAAGGUUUCGGUUCAUUUGCAGCAACAUCUCCAACAGCCACCGGUUUCGGUGCAGCCGCUCAAGCUUCAGCAGCUCCUAAGGGUAAUAUUUUCGAAACAUUAGGCUCUCAAGACUCGGGUUUGUCAUUUGGAAAUUUGGCUCAUUCUACACAGGCUCAGCAACAGAAACCCGCUUUUGGAGGUUCUUCUUUCAUGAACUAUCGUUCUUAAAUGUUUGUAAAAAAACGCCUUUAAGCGUUGUUCUUUAUUUUUAUUAAUUUUUUUUUUGUGUAAUUAUUUUUUUUCUAAAUUUAUUGUUCUUUUGUA
Messenger RNA from Lucilia cuprina (Australian sheep blowfly), 6052 nucleotides. RefSeq names its product nuclear pore complex protein Nup214 (gene Nup214). Gene Ontology annotation, biological process: RNA export from nucleus; protein import into nucleus. The transcript is spliced from 9 exons. Lineage: Eukaryota; Metazoa; Arthropoda; Insecta; Diptera; Calliphoridae. Gene Ontology annotation, molecular function: structural constituent of nuclear pore; protein binding. The record is from RefSeq and is a predicted model, not a curated record. Bases 176 to 5956 code for a protein of 1926 amino acids. Gene Ontology annotation, cellular component: nuclear pore.